UUCCCAGAGUGAACGUCUCUUCUUCAGGCCCUGGCUCCAGUUUUAGGGCCUCAGAAAGUGUGAGCAACUCCUCCGCCGCCUCCUCCUGCUCCUACAGCUGGGCAUUUUCUGCCUGGAGGGCCUGAACCUUGACUUUGGUGACAAACUCAAGACUGACUCGAGGCUUGUGUGGAGCAGUUGGGUGGUGGCAUGGCCUUGUCGUUUUGCGGCAACGACAAACGUAUCAAUGCCUACAGCGUGGAAGAGGGUGUGCUGAACAAUGGCUGCUUUGUGGACGCUCUCAACCUGGUCCCCCAUGUCUUCCUGCUCUUCAUUACCUUCCCCAUCCUCUUCAUCGGUUGGGGCAGUCAAAGCUCUAAGGUCCAGAUCCAUCACAACACAUGGCUUCAUUUCCCCGGCCACAACCUGAGGUGGAUCCUCACCUUCUCUCUGCUGUUUGUCCACGUCUGCGAGUUUGCAGAGGGCAUCGUCUCCAACAAGACGAUGGGAACGAAUCACCUCCAUCUCUACAUGCCAGCAUUCAUGGGUUUUGUAGCAGCAACAACAUCAGUGGUUUAUUACCACAACAUAGAGACAUCCAACUUUCCCAAACUGCUGCUUGUUCUUUUCAUUUACUGGGUGUUGGCGUUCAUCACAAAGUCCAUUAAGCUUUGGAAGUACGCAGAGUACAGCGUCGGACCACAGUACCUGAGGUUCUGUAUCACAGCCAUGUUAGUGAUCCUGUAUGGACUACUAAUGGCUGUGGAGAUCAACGUCAUACGAGUCAGGAAAUACGUAUUCUUCGCCAAUCCUCAGAAGGUGAAGCCGCCAGAAGAUUUACAGGAUUUGGGAGUUCGCUUCCUGCAGCCGUUUGUAAACCUGCUCUCCAAGGCAACAUAUUGGUGGAUGAAUCCUCUCAUCAUGGGAGCCCAUAAAAGGCCCAUAGAGCUGAAGAAGAUCGGCAAGCUGCCCAUCGCCAUGAGAGCCCUCACCAACUACCUGCGGCUCAAAGACGCCUACGAGGAUCAGAGGACAGCGGAGGACCCGGACCGAGCGCCGUCGAUCUGGCGCUCCAUGUAUCGAGCUUUUGGACGUCCCAUCCUGCUCAGCAGCACCUUCCGUUACCUGGCGGACCUGCUGGGCUUCGCUGGGCCGCUCUGCAUCUCUGGUAUCGUGAAGUACCUGAAGGAGGAUGGUGGCAAUGCCACAGUGGACAACACCAUGGAGGGUGGGACCUACUUUGGCGUCCACUUCAUGUCUUCCUCUAAGCUGCUGCAGAACACCUCAGUCUUGGCCGUCCUCCUCUUCCUGGCUUUAAUCCUGCAGAGGACCUUCUUACAGGCUUCCUACUAUGUCACCAUAGAAACUGGCAUCAACCUGCGGGGAGCCCUGCUGGCGAUGAUUUACAAUAAGAUCCUGCGUCUGUCCACCUCCAACAUGUCAAUGGGGGAGAUGACUCUGGGGCAGAUCAACAACCUGGUCGCCAUAGAGACCAACCAGCUGAUGUGGUUCCUCUUCCUCUGUCCCAACCUGUGGGCCAUGCCGGUGCAGAUUGUGAUGGGAGUGAUCCUGCUGUACUAUUUACUGGGCUGGAGCGCCCUGGUUGGAGCAUCUGUCAUCGUCCUGCUGGCUCCGCUCCAGUACCUAAUAGCUACAAAGCUGGCUGACACACAAAAAAUCACACUAGAACACUCCACAGAUCGUCUGAAGAAGACCACAGAGAUCUUAAAGGGCAUAAAGCUGCUGAAGCUGUACGCCUGGGAGAACAUCUUCUGUGACAGCGUGGAGGAGACCAGAAGCAAAGAGCUCACCAGCCUCAAGACCUUCGCGUUCUACACGUCUUUGUCAAUUUUUAUGAAUGCUGCUAUUCCCAUUGCUGCCGUUCUUGCGACGUUCGUGAUGCAUCACUUCAUCAAUAAAACCGGUCCCACUCCCUCUGAGGCCUUCGCAGCUCUGGCCUUGUUCCACAUCCUGGUCACCCCUCUCUUCCUGCUCUCCACUGUGGUCAGGUUUGCUGUGAAGGCUCUGGUCAGUGUCCAGAAGCUCGGAGAGUUUCUUCAGAGUGACGAAAUUGGAGACGACAGCUGGAGAAAUGGAGACAUAUCUGUUUCCUUGGAAGCUGGAAAAAAACACCUUGGGGCGACCAAAGCCAUCAACAGGAAGCAGCCAAUGCGCUACCAGAUGGACAACUACGAGCAGCCGACCAGGCGUCAGAUGAGACCCACGGAGACGGAGGAUGUGGCUGUAAAGGUGAGUAAUGGAUUCUUCACCUGGGGAAGCAACCUGUCCACGUUGUCGGACAUCAACAUCCGCAUCCCGACAGGUCAGCUGACAAUGAUUGUGGGCCAGGUGGGUUGUGGGAAAUCUUCCUUGCUGCUGGCCAUGCUCGGUGAGAUGCAGACUAUCGACGGAAGAGUCUAUUGGAGCAACAAGAACAGAUACUCCGUGGCCUACGCUACCCAGAAGUCCUGGCUGCUCAACGCUACAGUGGAGGAAAACAUCACGUUCGGCAGCCCCUUCAGUAAACAGAGGUACAAAGCCGUGAUUGACGCCUGCUCUCUGCAGCCAGACAUUGACCUGUUGCCCUUUGGAGACCAAACCGAGAUUGGAGAGAGGGGCAUCAACCUGAGUGGAGGUCAGAGACAGAGAAUCUGUGUGGCCAGAGCUCUCUACCAGAACACCAACAUCGUCUUCUUGGACGAUCCGUUCUCUGCGUUGGACAUCCACCUCAGCGAUCACCUGAUGCAGGAAGGAAUCCUCAAGUUUCUGCAGGACGAUAAACGGACUGUGGUCCUGGUCACCCAUAAACUGCAGUACCUGAUCCACGCAGACUGGAUCAUAGCCAUGAAAGACGGCUCCAUCCUGAGGGAGGGAACGCUGAAAGACAUUCAGACUCAUGACGUUGAGCUUUAUGAUCACUGGAAAACCCUGAUGAACAGACAGGACCAGGAGCUGGAGAAGGACAUACAGCAGGACAGUCAAACAACACUGGAGAGGAAAACACUGAGGAGAGCUUUCUACUCUAGAGAGGCCAAGAACCAAAUAGAUGAUGAGGAUGAAGAGGAAGAAGUGGAGGAGGAAGAUGACGACAACUUGUCGACGACCACCAACAGACGAUCAAAAAUCCCGUGGAAGGUGUGCUGGUGUUACAUGUCCUCCGGUGGUUUCUUCAUGGUCUUCCUGAUGGUGUCCUGUAAACUCCUCAAACACUCCGUCAUUGUUGCCAUUGACUACUGGCUGGCUCUCUGGACGUCCUCCAAAACCAAUCAAAGUGCGUCCAGUGGACUGUCCAAUGGAACCAGCCUGGCCAACAGCAUUAACACCACCCUCCACACCCGGGGUUUCUCGGAGGCUGAGAACGACGCCUACUAUCUGCCGGUGUUCAUCAUCCUGUGUGCAGCUGGUAUCACUUUGUGCCUCAUCACUUCUCUCACCGUGGAGUUUCUGGGUCUUUCUGCAGCCACCAACCUGCAUCACAACCUGCUCAACAAGAUCAUCCACGCCCCCAUCAGGUUCUUUGACAUCACUCCCCUGGGACAGAUCCUCAACAGAUUCUCAGCUGAUACCAACAUCAUUGACCAGCAUAUUCCUCCCACGCUAGAGUCUUUGACGAGAUCCACGUUACUCUGCUUGUCGGCCAUCGGGGUCAUAUCCUCCAUCACUCCGCUCUUUCUGAUCGCCUUGGUUCCCUUGGCGGUCGCCUUCUACUUCAUCCAGAAGUACUUCCGGGUGGCCUCCAAGGACCUCCAGGACCUUGAUGACUCCACACAGCUUCCUCUGCUCUGCCACUUCUCUGAGACCGCAGAGGGUCUCACCACAAUAAGAGCAUUCAGACACGAGGCUCGUUUUAAACAGCGGAUGCUGGAGCUGACGGACACCAAUAACACAGCCUAUCUGUUUCUGUCUGCGGCCAACCGCUGGCUGGAGGUCCGCACGGACUACCUUGGAGCAGUGAUAGUGCUGACGGCAGCCGGAGCCUCCAUAUGGAGUUUGAAGUAUGCUGUGCCCUCCGUGGGCCUGGUGGGCCUCGGACUCACCUACGCCCUCACUGUCACCAACUACCUGAACUGGGUCGUGAGGAACCUGGCGGACCUGGAGGUCCAGAUGUCGGCUGUGAAGAAGGUCAACAGCUUCCUCAGCACAGAGUCCGAGAACUACGAGGGAUCUAUGGACACCUCUCAGGUGCCUGAGAACUGGCCCCAGGACGGUGAGAUAAAGAUCCAGGACCUGUGUGUGCGCUACGAUCCCAUGCUCAAACCAGUGCUCAAACACGUCAACGCCUACAUCAAACCGGGCCAGAAGGUGGGAAUCUGCGGUCGCACAGGCAGCGGGAAGUCCUCUCUGUCCUUGGCCUUCUUCAACAUGGUGGAUAUUUUCGAAGGGAAGAUCGUCAUCGAUGGGAUUGACAUCUGUAAACUUCCUCUGCAGACUCUGAGGUCGCGACUCUCCAUCAUCCUCCAGGAUCCUGUGUUGUUUAGUGGAUCAAUAAGGUUUAAUCUCGACCCAGAGAGGACGUGCACCGACGAUCGGCUCUGGGAGGCGCUAGAGAUCGCCCAGCUGAAGAACAUGGUGAAGGCGCUGCCUGGAGGACUAGAUGCGGUCGUGACAGAAGGUGGCGAGAACUUCAGUGUCGGUCAGAGGCAGCUCUUCUGUUUGGCCAGAGCUUUUGUCAGAAAGAGCAGCAUCCUCAUCAUGGAUGAAGCCACAGCAUCUAUAGACAUGGCCACGGAGAAUAUCUUACAGAAAGUCGUGAUGACUGCGUUCGCAGACAGAACAGUCGUGACGAUCGCACACCGAGUCCACACCAUCCUAACAGCUGAUCUGGUCAUCGUGAUGAAGCGAGGGAACAUUUUGGAGUACGACAAACCCGAGACUCUUCUGGAGCAGGAGGACGGGAUGUUUGCUUCGUUCGUCAGAGCUGACAUGUAGAGGCGCACAGAUCAGCGUUCAUUCAGAUCAGUUGGUUGAUCUACUCCUUUAUUUUCUUUUUUACUUUGAGCUGGACCGACCUCUGUGACACUGAAACACUCCAGCGAAGCCGAUAAUACACUGUUUCUUUAACGAGAAGCUUCUCCGUGUUCUCAGUGCAUCCAGAGACACCAUCAGUCACCAGCUGGUGUGUUUGAUACAGCUGAAUUCUGCCUUUUUGAGACACACGCCAUUUAUUUAUACAACCGAUCAACUGACCAUCGAGUCCAUCAAUUGGUUUUUCCAAUUUUCACAAUGACGCUGUACGAAUUUAGCAAAAGCACAGAUCAGCAAAUGGAUCAGCAACAUUUAAGCAACCAGUGUUAAGAGUGUAAAGGUCAAAAUAAUGAUAAAUAAUAGAAAUAUGAAAGAUAAAAAUAAAUAUUUCUGUUAAUUUAUGAUGCUAAUGACUAAUGAAACGUACCCUGCGGGCGACAGCUGGUCACCAACAUCAUUAAACGUUGAUAUUUGGUUGAACGCAGGUUGUGACGUCACGUGACCAAAACUCAAUGUCAGGACAAUGUUUAUUUGAUGUAGAAUAUUUGGUUGGUUUUUAAGUAGGUUAGUAACCAAAAUCCAACGUCUUCCAAUCGUCUCGUGCCAGCGACAUCUGGACGAAUAAAAUUACUGACAUUCUGGUCGUGAGCGAAACCAAACGUCUGCUAAACGUCACAAUGGAAUCAGUCAACGCUGCGUUUUGAUCUCAACCCCAUUUUCAUUUUCAACCAAAAUUUAAAGUCCGUCCGACAUUAGAGUCGUUAAGAGUCCAACGUCUUUCUGAAGUUACAUUGACGUCCGGUGCCUGUUGAGAAAGUACAAGAUCAUAUCGACAAUAACAGACACGAUUUGAAGGGUUGGCCGUUUUCUCACUCGCCUCUCGUGCUGCCAGGCCAUGUAAAGAAUUUGGGUGUUUGCAUUUCGUCCAGGUUUUAAAUUUUCCACCAUCAGCCCAAUACAAUAGCCUCUAUUGUACAGUAGCCUCUAUUGUAUUGGGCUGAUGGUGAUGAAAUGAAAUUGAAGCAUGGAAAACUCCUUCCAACCUCUAUCUCUGUGCUUUGAUUCACAGCAGCAAAGACAUUGUCUCUGCGGUUGAAUUUUGUAAAUGCUGUGAGCAUCCAAAUGAAAUUCCAUUUACUUCCAUUGCGUUGGUAGUGGAGAUACAGAAACAGAUACCAGAAAACCUGGACAAAUAAAACCAAAACUCUCUGCAUAAACAGGUGCCGCUAAAGGUCGGUGAGAAAGUUUUAUUUUUCAUUUGUUCGGUUACGUCUUUUUAAUGAUGUUGCUCUUUAACUGUGAGGUCGCACUGUGCACAUCACUUCACAUACUUACAGUAUUUUCAGUCUUUCUCAUUGUCUACAUAUCACAUGAAAGACUGAACCAAUAAUCAAUACCUACAGGCAGACUAAUAUUUAACCAUUCACUUAACAUAUUUAUUUCUGAGCUGGUUUAAAGAUUUACAUCUUCAGUCGGAACCAAUGGACUCGAGGUUGAGAGCUACAGACUAAUACUCUGUUGGUUUUGUCUUUUUCAGGGGGAUUUUGUGAACAAUAAGAAGAAUAAUAAAGAAAUAAUGGGUUUGAUGGUUGAUUUGAUUUUUACAGUGUAAAUUGCUGAAUUUAAAAUCUCAUUGUAUCUGAGUUGAAUAGUUUUGGAUUGAGCUGAACUAUCAGGUCCUGCAAGGAUCUUUUUAUAUUGAUAGAAUUUUAAAAGUCUUUAAUUAUCUUGUGUAAAAAAAAAAAAACUAAACAUUUGUUACCUUCUUUUAGAUUAUGCAGCACCUGUAUCAGUGUAUACUCUUUAUCACUUGUAUUAUGCAAUAAUGAGGAACGGUGGAGUUGUUUUUUUUAAAUGCUUUUUAAAAAACGA
Molecule: messenger RNA, 6816 nt
Organism: Seriola dumerili (greater amberjack)
Lineage: Eukaryota; Metazoa; Chordata; Actinopteri; Carangiformes; Carangidae
Gene: abcc9
Product: ATP-binding cassette sub-family C member 9-like
Exons: 40
Coding region: 190-4908 (1572 amino acids)
Biological process (GO): transmembrane transport; potassium ion transport
Cellular component (GO): membrane
Molecular function (GO): ATP hydrolysis activity; sulfonylurea receptor activity; ABC-type transporter activity
Source: RefSeq, a predicted model, not a curated record